GAUCAAUAGUAUAUAGUCCCGGCUAGCAGUUGUACGAUCCGGUAGGAAAGUGUUUGGUUGUGCUGUCGGCUUCAAGUCUAGAGUAGUAGAAAAUUCAAAAUGUCUCAAGAAAAAGUUGAAAUUAGGAGAAACAUCAAGACUCAGCCUACUAUUGGGACGAGGAGCACCGUUAUCAAUAGAACAAGUCAUGGCGGUGGUGGCAGCAUGAUGCAAGGUGGUGGCUCUAGAAGUGUAUCAAUGAGAAUGAGUAUGGGUGGAAAUUCAGCUCCCUCUUUUGCACAGGGGACAGUUUCAUCUAUGUCACAUAAGAAUGUCGCUAACGUCUUGGACACCAGAGCCAAAGAGAAGUGUGAAAUGAACGUUUUGAAUGAAAGAUUUGCUAGUUACAUCGAAAAAGUGCGUUUCGUAGAAGCUCAGAAUAAAGCUCUUCUUGCUGAAAUUGAUAGACUAAAAAAGCAAAAAAACUUUGAUGCUAGUGAAAUAAAGGAAUUGUAUGAACAAGAAAUAGCUGAUUCUAGGAAAAUAAUAGAUGAUUUAUCUGAUGAAAAAGCUAAAUUUGAUGCCACUUUAGUCAGUUUACAAGAUCAACUUGAGGAUGAGAGAAGAGACCGGAUCAACGCAGAAAAGACCGUAGAUGACUUAUCUAAUAAAAUAGAUAGACUUAAUGACCAACUAGGAAAUAAUGAAGGAGAGCUAGCUAAUCUUAGACUUAGGAUAGAGACUUUGGAAGAUGAGAACGCUCGUUUGAAAAAGGACAAGACAACUCUUCAAAAUGAUAUUAGUCGUAUUAGAGCUGAUCUUGACGAAGAGACAUGUAAGAGAAUUCAAGCUGAGAUGAAAUUACAAACAUCCGAAGAGGAUUGCAAGUUCCAAAUCAACAUCUAUGAAGCUGAAAUUGCUGAACUUAAAGCCAUGCUUGACCGUGACAGGAGCAUCGAAAUGAAGGACAUCUGGAAGGGCGAAAUCUCUAAGGCCAUUAAUGAAUUGAACACACAAUAUGCCUUAGAAGUUGACAGAAUCCAAGCAGAGAUGCAGAAGAACUACGAUAUGCAGAUGAACGAAAUGAGAGCUGGUUUGAACAGAGACAACAUGGAGACCAUGAGUGCUCGGGAGGAAAGCAAGAAAGUUAAAGGAAAACUGAACGAGCUCCAACCACUCAUCAGUCAAUUACAAGCUGAGAAUGCCAUGCUGAAGUCUAGACUGGACGGACUACAGGCCCAAUAUGAUGAUGAAUGCCGCGAACACGAGUCUGAUGUUCAAAGACUUCAAUCUAGUAUUGAUAGAUUGCAAAUGGAGAUGGAUACUGUCCUAUCAGAACUUCAAAUUCUCCAAGACGCCAAGUUGUCAUUGGAGUUGGAGAUUGCUGCUUACAGGAAACUGUUGGAAGCUGAGGAGACCAACAUGAGACGUGUUGUUGAGCACUCCAGUGGAUCACGAAGCGGUGGCGCUCAACUGCUUUCUGACAUGAUCGUUAGCAAGGGAGGUUCUGGAGAUUCACAGAAAAGCAAUGCUAACCAACUGACAUUAAGUGAAUCAUCCAACAAAAUUCUGGUACAAAGAACCUGUAGAGGAGACAUAUCUAUUGAGAAUGCCCAGCCAGAUGGAAGCUGUGUAACCUUGAAGAAUUCCUCUAAAAAGAAAAGUAACUCAGGUGGCAAGGAUAUUGUUUCUGUUAGCUUGAAAGGGUGGUCUUUGAAGAAGACAGUGAAUGGUGUCACCAAACAUACAUACACCUUCUCAGAUAUCAGCCUGUUAAAAGGGAAGGAGAUUAAGUUAUUCUCCAAGGGAGCAGCAGAACUUGCCAAGGAUAGUGACAUAGUAUGUGACAUAUUUUCCUGGGGAUUGUCCGGUACUUUCACUUUAAAUGAUGACAAGGGAGUGGAAAAAGCAACAUUGACCAUCAAGACUGCUGCCUAGAGGAUUGUUAGAGGACAGCAAUCCAUUUGUUUUCGUGACACAACUUACAUUUAACUUUUUAUUCAUUUGUUUUUUGACAGUAUAUUAAGUAUGUGUGCAAUAGAUGAAUCUGCUAAUAGGCUUAUCGUUUGAAUGAUAUUGUUUCAUCAAUUUGGCUAAAAUGCUUGUAGAAAUGAGAUUUUUAACGCGUGUAUACUCAUAUUUCUUGCCUGUACAUGGAGUUUAUCAAAACUUGAUUUUUAAUCGAAGGAAAUAAUGGCCUGUACGGUUAUUUCUGUGUUGGAAUUAAGAUACAAAUACCUCUUCAUAAUAUUUACUUGUUUCUCAGAAUAUAGCCGAUAUGAUGUUGUAGGUAGUUGCAUAGACGGUUAAGUUUUCAAAUAUAAAUGUUUGUUGUACAUACUAUACAUGUAUCUGGAUGUCGAAAGAUUAUACUUUCUUUACAUGCAGGGUCACAUAAUUGGUUUUAAAUGUUCAGGUGAAUAAUUUUCGCGUAGUCAGAAAUUCCACAUUUGGUAAUUUCCGUUGGAAAAUUCAAUAUUUCCAUUGUUACUGAUGCUUUAAAAGUUGUUUGUGUGGUUUUAUUUCAUUAAUCUGUUCGUGUGGGUUUAUUAUUCUCAUUUUGACGACAGAGGAGUGAGACGCACGCUGAAAAUGUAUUCGUUUCCAGUUUGUAUCAUAAGUUCACUUCAUACUUGUUUAUGAUAUAUUGGUUCUAUUCUACAAGGCGGCAGACAUUUUUGUUUAUGAUAUAUUAGUUAUUCAAGGCGGUAAAUAUUAUAUUUUGUCUUUAAAACAUUCCAAAAACCUCAACGAUUGCUGCAAAGAUUGGUUGUGAAUUUUGAUCAUCUUUAAGAAUAUAUAUUUGUAUUUUAAGUAUUAGUUUUUAAGCUUUACGAGAAAAUAUUUGGGUUUAUUCAACCCUUCUUAUAUUUUAUAUUUUGCAAGAAGUCAUGUUUUGUUAUGGUGAUUAUAUUAGAUUUAGCAUAUUAUAUAUGGUUUUAUUCAAUAAAUAUUUUUACAUUUA
Mytilus trossulus (common blue mussel) is the source of this 2944-nucleotide messenger RNA. RefSeq names its product retrograde protein of 51 kDa-like. The record is from RefSeq and is a predicted model, not a curated record. The transcript is spliced from 13 exons. Gene Ontology annotation, biological process: heterochromatin formation; protein localization to nuclear envelope; nuclear envelope organization. NCBI's taxonomy places the organism in Eukaryota, Metazoa, Mollusca, Bivalvia, Mytilida, Mytilidae. Gene Ontology annotation, molecular function: structural constituent of cytoskeleton. Bases 100 to 1917 code for a protein of 605 amino acids. Gene Ontology annotation, cellular component: nuclear envelope; nuclear lamina.